This is a messenger RNA of Brachypodium distachyon (stiff brome), 2305 nucleotides long. RefSeq lists its product as uncharacterized. The transcript is spliced from 2 exons. NCBI's taxonomy places the organism in Eukaryota, Viridiplantae, Streptophyta, Magnoliopsida, Poales, Poaceae. The coding region runs from base 1346 to 1990 and encodes 214 amino acids. The record is from RefSeq and is a predicted model, not a curated record.
UUUGGGUCUCGCCCAAUGCCGAGCAAAAUAGCUCGACAUCACGAGGUAUUCGGGAUUUGCAGUUCGUUCGACCGAAGACCCGGGCUCGACUCCAGCCGAAGCGUUUCUUUUCUCGCCUUUUUCCCCUCCUCGCCAAUAGCGUACAGGCACAGAGGGACUCAUGCGCAUCUCUCCUGGUGGUGCCGACGGCGCAGAUAAACCCCGCCUCCGGCGCCGGUGGUCAACUCCGCCCGGCAGCCAAACCUCGUAGGGUCCUCUCCCGCCCCGUCCAGUAGCUUGGCCGCCCUUGUCCACGCCGCAAUCAAGGCCGAUUCCGGCCGGAAUCGAGGCCGCGAGGCGGGACGACGAGCUCGGGGACACGAGGCCGAUUCCGUCCAAUCCCUCGGCCGCGCCGAUUCGAUUUUGGAAUUGGGGACUGAGCCUGCCUCCUUAAGGAGCUGGAGCGGCGCCGCCUCGUGCCUGCAGGCCAUGGCGCUGCGUGGACCGGAGCACAUGGUCGCUAGCUGAGCCACGAUGGAUCGAUGGAUUCCCGGAUGGAUGCGAGACUCGAUUCAGUCUAAGACUCGGUAAGUAAGCAAGCAAGGAAGAGGGUGAGGUGCUGCCAGCCUGCCAGUGCUGGUGGACUGGAUUUGCUGCUGGGUAAUGUAGCCAGCAGAAGCAGAUUGUGGCUGUCGGAACUCGGAAUCGGGUGGAAGAAAAGGAAGCUGCUUUCCUCCUCGUGCGUGCGCGGUACAAAUGCAAUUUAUCAUUUUCGUAUGUAUCAAGUUUGUGUUUCUAAUACCUAAACGUCCAAACAGAAAUAUUAAUAUUUAAUAUCAAUAUCAAUAUCAAUAUCUUGUGAUAUUGUCAUUGAAACCAAUGCAAUGCCAAGCUUCACAAUAUCUACAUCCAAACAAAGUCUAAAAAUAUAAUUGUUAUUAUGAGCAUUAGUAUUUAAACCCACCAGGAUAGAGUCGUGAAGUCACAACUCUACCACCACAUCAAGAGGUAUUUCUCAAUCAUGAAUUUUGUUGGGAAGUGAGCCUCGUUAGAAUUAAAGAGGGCAGAGCAAGUCACGUCCCACGAGAAAAAUUAGUAUUUUCAGUCAUCGGUCCCUCGUCUGGUGCCGCCAUCUUGGCCUCGUGAGACGGACUAGAUCUCAGAUCAGGAUACACAAUGUUGUUGACUCUGAACACAGCUUAAAAGAAUUUUGGCAUAGAAAUUUGAAAGAGAACGUGAGUUGUUUUUUUCUGAGCGAAAAGGGAACGUGAGUGCCCAAGUGGAACAGGCAAGAUGGGCCACCCGCUGUCAACGAUUGAAUUUUUCAAGAGAACUAAAGAACUGGGCUUCAGCCCAUUUAUGCUCAAUGGGCGAUGCACGUUCCCGUUUUCUGCGUUCUGCAAAGUUCAAACCUCACUCGCUAGAUCAAACGGGGGCGAAAGCAGAUCGGCCGGCGGCGAGCCAGGUGCUGGAGCACAAGUCCCUGCCGAUUCCGGCUGGGAGUCGAAUCGGGUGUGCGCCUGAUUUUUCCAUAAUCGCAGCAGGACACCUUUGGCGAAGGCACGAAUACGCUAAGAUGGCCACUGAUGCCAAAACAGAGGAGAAGGGUAUGAAUGUGGAGAAGAGGAGGAAGACCAAGAAAACUUUCAUGGUACCGCAGCACCAGUUGGAUGAGAUACUUGGCUACAAAGUGAGACCCGUUCCGCCUAGUCUGGCCGAACAGAAUCCUUCACGCGCCGCCAAGAUUGAGAAACUCAAUGAAAUCAUUGUGGCCAAGCAGGAGAAGUUCAGGCGUGAGUACGAGGCCCAAGGCUACGCGACUUUUGAAGCAGAGGUCACCGAUGAUGAGCAAGAGAAAGAGGCGAACCCCUCAGCAGCAUCUUCAAUAGAGGAAGACGCAAACCCCUCAGCAGCGUCUUCAAUAGAGGAAGACGCAAACCCCUCAGCAGCUUUUUCGAUCCCACAAGGAAGAAGAGGCCGAAGAAGAUUCCCCCCGGCCCGGGAGUCAUGAAACACGCAAACGGCAUUAAGAAACUUACGUAGUUCCUAGUUCCUACGCGUGUUUUGGUUUUCCCUUGCAGACUGCUAUACUUGUUUGUUCUCCUCACUCACAGACUGCACAUACUUGCUUGUUCUCUGAAAUUUCUGAAGAACACAUAGUGAGAAGGAGAGAGAUCAAAGAAGAAGUGAUGCUGUACUUUUCAACAAAAGUUUCUUUUGGUAGGUAAUUUUUUUAAUAAUAGCGGAAUUUGGAAAAGGUCAUCCGCCGGAAGAGAAAUAUUAAGGCCCAUUGGGGAAAAAUGUCGAUGAAUGGUUCCAAUAGUCA